GCCUCGGUGCCGCGGGGCCGCUUUCCGGGACGGCCCGGCGGGUGCCGCGCGCGGGGAGCCGGGGCCGGCAGCCGCGCGCGGAUCUCGCUGCUGGCGCCGCAGCUGCUGCUCUGGGCCGCCUCCGGAGAGGGCGAGCGGGCCGUGGCGGGAGCGGGAGCGGCGGCGGCGGCGGCGGCGGGGGACACCACCCUGGGGAGCCUGCUGGGCCUCAGCCGGAGCUGGCGCCGCCUGCAGAGUCUGCUGGGGGACAGCAGCGGCAGCGAGGAAGAGCCGGAAGAGUUCCUGGGCUUCCAUUCAGAGGACGACGCUUUUCAAAGCUCACUGCGUGCUGCUCUAAGAUCUAAAAGAGGUACCUCUCUGCUUCCGCAUGGCAGGAGGAAGAGGACAUUUGCUGAGGACUCCGUUUCCAAAAGGUUGGCCAAACAAAAGGCUGUGGAAUCCCAGCGGGAGCGUAUGGUGAAAGCUUUGGCUGAGCUGCUUCAGAGGACCAAAGGGACCCCAGCAAGGAUAGGCCGGCCAGCAACAUCUGGUCCAAAAGUGCUCAGGAUGCUUCCUAAGCAGACUCAAGCUGACCCAGAACCUGCUGACCCAUUAAAAUCCACCGCUCCUCCCCUUCUUCCACCACCACCGACAGAGAAGACUCUCAAUUCCACUGCCUCACCCAGGCCACGAGGCCGGCCACGUGGCUCCUUCACAAAGAAACCAGUUAGAAGACCUCCUCACGAGAGCACCAACACUUCAACUUCCAUCCCGGAGCCUAACAAUAAUAUACAGCUUCCCUCAUCGUGCGCAGAAGAAAUCAGCGCGUCUUCUGAGCCGGCCGAAGCUUUGAAGAAACCACCGCUCAUCCUCAAGUUCUUCUCCAAAGCCAGGCGGCAUAAAUCUGGCCAGUUGGUGGUGACUCACGUCCGGCUAAAGACCCAUGGUCACCGGAGGGGCCGGAAGAGGAAGUGGAGCGUGGUGCCAGAAAAAAAGCUCUCCCCGCUUCCUUCGGAGGCCGUGUCCGAAUCGGAAGCAGUUUUGUCAGAGCCGGAUACCUCUGACCCAGAACCCAAACCGAACGAACCCCCUACUCCUCAUUUGCUUUCAGAGAAUCCUGCCCCCAACUCCUCCUCUCCUCAGCCCAAAUCCCCAGUCUCGAAACCAGAGCCACAACUGGAGGCAGUCGUCCAGGAACUGCAGCCGGCCCCGGAGGCACCUGUCCCAGAACCGGAGGCCUCUGUCCCAGAACCAAAGUCUUCUGUACCCGAAGGCGAAGUUCUUCCUUCUCCCAACCAGGGAUCUCGGAAACAGGAGCCACAGCAGCCCUCUCCGCCAAGCGAUGGAGCUGCCCUCCUUUCCCAGAAGGGGCCUUCUAGGGUUGCCCUUUCUAUCAGGGCACAGCGUUUGAAACGGGGUCGUGGGCGGCGCAUGGCAACUCAGCCGUUGCCAGGCAAGAUGAGGGAGGAGGCUGGGGGAACAGCUCAGCAGUCAGGCAUCGCUGGCUCCGAAGAGGUCCCGGCUCUCAAGACCACCUUCCUCAAAAAUAUCCGUCAGUUCAUCAUGCCGGUGGUGAGUGCCCGGUCAUCUCGUCUCAUUCGGACCCCCCGUCGCUUCAUGGAUGAGAUCCCGCAGAAGGCAACCAAGCUUUUGGAAAGCCCUGUCCCUGACGGGCCUUUAGACAAGCAGGAAGCUUCUUUGUUGCCGUUGCAGGGGGGCCCCCAGCAGCUGAACCCCUCGGUCCCCGGUUCUCCAGAAAAAGAUACCUCCGGGGCCCCUUCCUCCCCAUCUUCCCCUAGCGUGCUCCACAUAACUUCCACAGCACCGGCCCUGCCUGAGAAACGGCGAUCCAUCCUUCGGGAACCCACAUUCCGAUGGACCUCACUCAGCCCCACUUUGUCCCCCAAAGAUAUGGGAAAGGCUCUCUUUCAGGUGCCUAGUGAAGAUGCGUCUCUUGUGCCCAGUGCGCCGGCCCCCGUCCCUUCCACCCCAACCAAGCGCACUCCCUUGCUACGGGCUCCCCAGUUUACACCUAGCGAGGCGCACCUUAAGAUCUACGAAUCCCUCUCGGUGUCUCCCGAAGAGUCUGACUUGGUGCCGGCUUCCCCCGAGGUCAGAAGGGACCCCCCGGUGCCGCUACAAGAAGCUACCUUGCUCUCCAAUGAGCCCGUGGUGACCCGCAGUGGCAAAAAGCUGGUGGGAAGGACCAACCACCUUGCUUUGCCCCUCUUCACGGAGGUUCCCAAACCCCUCGAAGCUCAGAGCAAAGAGCUCAUCACCAUGGAGGACGUCAAUUCUCCCGGCGUGGUUCACAAGCUGGCCAUCCGGAGAGUCGUGCCUCCCUCCACCCAAGUGGAGGAGCAAGAAGAGAAAGCGGCGGACAGUUCGGAGAGCGAAGCAGAACCCGCAAGCCUCUCUAUGGAGGAAGCGAAGCCCCCCGUGCAGCAGCCCAAGCCCAUCGUCACGUCGCUCUCCAGCAUGGAUAAAGUUUACAGCCUGCUGACUCGCGCCAAGGUGCAGCUGUACAAGAUUGAUCAACAGAAGCAAUUCAAAUUCAUCCCGGGGUGUCAAAGUAUCAAGGCCGAGGCCUUUGAGACUCCAAAAAUCCCAGCUGAGCAAGAGACGACCGAAGACCUCAACACGACCGAAGACAAAAAAGAGGUUAGAAAACAGGGCCAGGAGUCCCCCGUGCAGGGCCCACGGAUCAAGCACGUUUGUCGGCAUGCCUCGGUGGCCUUAGGGCAGUCUCGUGCGAUGGUGCCAGAGGAUGUGCCACGCCUCAGUGCCCUGCCUUUGCGGGAGAGGGAAGAGAUUGCUGGAUCGCCCACCAUAGAGGAGACCUCGUCAGCGUCUGAGAACGAGUGUGGCCAGCAGAAACAAGUGAAGCCGGAUUCCGCCGUCAAGGCUACGCCGCCCCCUGUGCGUCGCCACGUCUCUCACCAUCACGGCAAAAAGAACCGAAUGACUCGCUGUGGGAAGUGCAAAGGAUGCCUGAGGCUCCAGGACUGCGGCGAAUGCAUCAACUGCCUAGACAAACCAAAAUUUGGCGGGCCAAACACUAAGAAGCAAUGCUGCGUGUAUCGGAAGUGCGACAAGAUUGAAGCACGGCGAGUGGAACGGCUGUCUAAGAAAGGCCGUACAGUAGUGAAGCCCAUCGUCCCCUGGGAUUCAGAGGAUUCUCAAGAGGAGUUUCCAGCCCCCUGGGAAGUCAUGCUGGGGGCCACAGAGACUGCUGAGCAAGACUCUCUGUUGCAGCGUAAGUCAGCCCGGCGCUGCGUCAAGCAGAGGCCCUCAUAUGACAUCUUUGAAUCCUCUGACUCAGACACAGAGCCGGCCUCUGGCUCAGCCACUCAUCGCCGGAAAUCUUCCCGAGACUCAGAUUUGCUUCCCGUGGACUCUGAGGAGCAAAGUCGGCCCCGUAAAAGUUCUUUGCAGCCUGUGGUGCAGCUGAAAGCCAGGAAGAAACCAGAGAAGGUGAGCCAUCAAGAAAAGGACAUCCCUCCUUCUGCCUCACUCCCCUCCAUCUCCAAUGGCUGGAAUGGGAAACAGAAAUCCACGGAUGGAGUCCACCGUCUCAGGGUUGAUUUCAAGGAAGACUGUGACUUGGAGAACGUCUGGCUGAUGGGCGGUCUCAGCAUCCUCACUUCAGUACCAGUCACCACGCAGGUGGUAUGCCUGCUCUGCGCAAGCAAAGGUUUCCAUCAGCUUGUGUACUGCCAGGUAUGUUGUGAUCCUUUCCAUGUCUUCUGCCUGGAGGAGGAUGAACAGCCACUGCCCGAGCAGGAGGACAGCUGGUGUUGUCGCCGUUGCAAGUUCUGUUAUGUCUGUGACCGCAAAAACAAAGCAUCCAAGCAACUGCUGGAGUGUGAGCGCUGCAGGAACUGUUAUCACUUGGCCUGUCUUGGCCCCAACUAUCCCACCAAACCAUUCCGUAAGAGGAAGGGCUGGAUCUGUUCUGCCUGCAUCCGCUGCAAAAGCUGUGGGACAGCGCCAGGGAAGAACUGGGACACGGAAUGGUCCAGCGAUUACAGUCUCUGCUCUGCCUGCUCUGUGCUGUACAAUAAAGGGAACUACUGCCCAAUUUGCUUGCACUGUUACGAAGACAAUGACUAUGAGAGCAAGAUGAUGCAGUGUGCCAAGUGUGAUCACUGGGUUCAUGCCAAGUGCGAGGGACUUUCAGACGAGGGCUAUGAGAUCUUGUCUAACUUGCCGGAGAGCGUGGUAUACGCAUGCCGACCCUGCUGUGGCAGCGAUAAGACCAAGUGGCGAGAGGUCCUUAACUCAGAGCUGCGCAAGGGACUGCGGCAAGUGUUGCAAGGGUUGCUAAGCUCCAAGUGCGUGGCGCCACUGAUGCAGUGUGCACAGUGCUGUCCGGAUGAUGGCGUGAAGGUUCACCUCCGGCCCUGUGACCUACGCACCGUCAACAAGCUCUUUGAACAGGGACAUUACGCAUCCGUGCACAGCUUCAAUGAGGACAUAGUGGGAGUCCUAUUGGGACAAACAGAGGAAGAACAGGUCGCCUCUGCAAGGGAACUCUAUGUUGAGCUGAUGGGAAAGUAUUUCAGUUGGUUUGAUGCUCUGGACGCAAAGCACUGGACUCGCAACAGCUCCCUUCCCAAUGGCAUGCUUCCCAAUGCAGUCCUGCCUCCUUCCUCUGACCACAUCUAUGCUCAGUGGAGGCAGCCACAAGAGGUCACCUUAGUUGCCAACAGCCAUCUGACUCCUGCUGGCCCUGAAAACAUAGUUGGGAAAGAUGCAGAACAUGUCUCUCCGCAGCAGCCAUUGACGGACCCUGAGGAUAAAAGACAGUGUGCCCUCUGUCUUCAGUUUGGAGAUGCUCCUUCUAAGGAUGCAGGGAGGCUGCUGUACAUUGGCCAAAACGAAUGGACUCAUGUCAACUGUGCCAUCUGGUCAGCGGAGGUCUUUGAGGAGAACGAUGGCUCCUUGAAGAACGUACAUGCCGCUGUGGCUCGUGGCCGGCAGAUGCGCUGUGAACACUGUCAACGCACUGGGGCCACAGUUGGCUGCUGCCUCUCUGCCUGUCUCAGUAAUUACCACUUCAUGUGUGCUCGCCUCUGCCAUUGUACUUUCCAGGAGGACAAAAAAGUUUUCUGCCAGAAGCACGUUGACCUCCUGGAUGGAACGGAGAUCGUCGCUGAAGAUGGGUUUGAUGUCCUACGGCGGGUCUAUGUCGACUUUGAGGGAAUCAGCUUCAAGAGGAAAUUUAUGGUGGGCUUGGAGCCGGAUACCAUCCACAUGAUGAUAGGCUCCAUGAAGAUCGAUAGCUUGGGGAUGCUGACGGACUUGUCUGAAUGCGAGGGACAGCUCUUACCUGUCGGCUACCAAUGUUCCAGAUUAUAUUGGAGCACAGUGGAUGCCCGUAAGCGGUGCGGAUAUACAUGCCGGGUCCUGGAGUAUCGGCCAAAGCUGAGCCAAGAAGAGCCAGAUGCCUCAGGAAUGCAGGAAGAGAACCACACUAUUGUGCACAGCCCUGCUGCCCCUGUAGACCCUAACCUCAGAGACAAGCCACUUCAGGAGGCACCUUCUCCUGUGCCACCACUGGAGCGCCACUCUCCAGCACAGAACCCAGGACCUCUGCCACCUCCAGAGCCUGCUGUCUCCAAGCCUAAACCUCUCACCGGAGCUCGCAUCAAAGUGCCCAACUACUCCCCUACCCGCCGGCCCCUAAGCGGGGUGUCAUCCCGCCCGUUGCCUUCUCCCGGAAGCGCAUCAUCCAUGUCCCAUCAUAUCUUGACUGUGGGUGACCCCGACUUCCCUCCUCCGCGCCGCACACAACGCCUCAGCCCCAUGUCACCUAGCAGCAACUCUCGUCCCCGCCGGUCCCCUCUCCCACCCCAAGCCCCUGCUAGCAGGACUAGCCCCCCCAGCACCUCUCUCAGGGCAAUGCCACCUCUCCCAGACUACCCCACAGCUGGGAACGGCUUCAGGCAUCCUUCUACCUCAGCCGGGUGUGAUGAGCAGCGGCCCGUAGCUACCUCACCCCCUCCCUCGUCCCCCCCUGUGCCGCCAGAGCUGGCCUUUGAGCUCAAUGUCUCCGACUUGGAAUUUGACGACAGCCUUCUGGAUGAGCCUUUCCAGGAAGAAGAGUUGGGAGGGCCACGGACAUGUCCCCCUUCACCCAGCCUGGGCCUGCCCCAGUUAGAUGGGCUGGGCGACGGCGAGAGUGAGGAGGAAGGAGAGGCCGGCCGCUACUUCCGCUUCCCGCGUACGGUGGUAACCCGAGACCCACCUCUGCCGCCUUACCCGCUGGACCUCCCUCUGCCCCAUAUCCACCAGCUGGAUGGCAUAGACGAUGGCACUGACAGUGAGGCGGACGCAACGGGGGGACACCCUUCCACCAAGGGCAAGCAGCCCGAGCCGAGGGUCGAGCGAGAGCUGGCUGGCCCCACUCCAGCUCCAGAGGACUUGCCCUCGGACAUUGUGGACUUUGUGCUAAAGAACAUGGAUGCCCCGGAGAGCAAGGCCAGCCCACCUUCUUGCCUCAGCCCGAUGCCACUGCCACUGGCACCUCCUACCUCUGCCAGCCUCAACGGCACUGAGUCAGCCCAUCCCAGCCCUGCUCCGGAUCCAGUUCCAACCUUAACCCUCAGUUGUGCCCAAGUGCCCUCCACCCCUGAAGUGACGACAGUGCUGGGACCUGAGGCACAAAAGCCCAAUUCCAGAAUCAUUCUGGUGAACAAGCUGGCCCAGGUGUGCAUGAAAGUUCAAGGCGAGGAAAGCCCAUUGGCCACUCAAGACGGGGAGCAGGCUUCCAAACCAAACCCCACGCCGAUGUCCGCUGCUCCCAACCUUGGCACGGUCAUUCUGCGGGCACCUCUGGGCCUGACUCCCAACCCCUUGCCCACUUGGACGAUCCGGGGCCCGGUACUUAGCAUGGUACCCAUGAUGAACGUGAUGGGCACCACAUCUCAGGCUGUUGGUGGUGGGCAGCUGGCACUGAGUACCCCAGCUCUGGUGACACCUUCCCUGGGACUCCAGCAGACUUGUCUUCUUCAGCCUGUCGCCAUGAAUUCUGGUGUGCUUAGUAUCCCUGGCUUGGUGUCUUUGCCCAGCCCUCGCCCAGCCAUCCGGGUCAAGAGAGUUUCCACCUUUGUCGGAAAUGUGCCCGUCAAGAAGAUGAAAGUGGACGGAGUUAAUGAGGAGGAGCUCCCUCCUGUAUCCCCAACAGUUACUCCUGAUCACUUGGCAAAUAAUUGCAUUUCUGGCAGUACAAUGGGUUCUGGCAUUGGGAGGGUACGGAUGAAGACGCCCACAACAAAGGGCGUCCUAAACCUGGAUGCAUUCAAAGAGGAGACGAGCAUCAUCAGCGAAAACGAGCUGUCUCCGAUGGAACAUUCUCCUUCCUUGGCAGCGUUGCAUUCCCAUCCUGGAUCCCCGGAGCAGAUCCAGAAGUCUGUGCUGGAACACGUCUGGCAUAGAUACGCAGGAGAUCUGUCCAGCUCAGACGAAGACAAUCUGAAACAGGAGGACAAAGAAAAUGAGAUGCCCCGAAAAACGCAGCCCCACUUGUGCUUUGAGAUCACAAGCGAAGAUGGUUUUAAAGUGCAGGCUGACAGCAUUGAUGGUGCCUGGAAAGCAGUGAUUGAGAAGGUCCAGGAAGCUCGCACCAAUGCUCGGCUCAAACACCUGUCCUUUGCAGGAAUGAAUGGAGUGAGAAUGUUGGGGAUGCAUCACGAUGCUGUCAUCUUCCUGGUGGAGCAGCUGUACGGUGCCAAGGCCUGCCACAAAUAUAAAUUCCGAUACCACCAGCAUGAAGGCGAGGAAGAGGAGCUGCCUCUCAAUCCUCACGGUUGUGUCCGGGCUGAAGUUUAUGUCAGGAAAUGCACCUUUGACAUGUUCAACUUCUUAGCAUCUCAGCAUCGUGUGCUUCCUGAGGGUGGCCCUUACGAUGAAGAAGAAGAUGAAGUGCAGCUGAAAUCCACCAGGCGAGCCACCAGCUUGGAGCUACCCAUGGCCAUGAGGUUUCGGCACCUGAAGAAAACUUCCAAAGAGGCUGUGGGAGUGUACAGGUCAGCCAUCCAUGGGCGGGGCCUGUUCUGCAAGCGCAACAUUGACGCGGGCGAGAUGGUGAUUGAGUACUCCGGCAUUGUCAUCCGUUCGGUGCUCACCGAUAAGCGUGAAAAGUACUACGACAGCAAGGGCAUUGGAUGCUACAUGUUCCGCAUUGAUGACUUUGAUGUGGUGGAUGCCACGAUGCACGGCAACGCCGCCCGUUUCAUCAACCACUCCUGCGAGCCCAACUGCUACUCGCGCGUCAUCCACGUCGAAGGCCAGAAGCAUAUUGUCAUUUUUGCCCUGCGCCGGAUCUUCCGGGGCGAAGAACUCACCUACGACUACAAGUUCCCCUUCGAAGAUGCCGGCAGCAAACUCCCUUGCAAUUGUGGAGCCAAACGCUGCCGUCGUUUCCUCAAUUAAAGAGUGGUCCCUCACCUGGCUUUCCAGAUCCAUACGCUUGCCCAGUCUUUUCCCGGUGUCCGCGGGUGUCCGGGCCAAGUGGAUGGAAGGGGAGCUUAAUCAUGGCAUAACUUUUUGGCGGGCUGCGCAUUGCUGACUCAUCCCUUUAAUUCCUUGAAGCGUGUGACUCCAAGGGCCUCAAUCAUCUCCAAAGAGCAUCAGGGAUGCCUGUGUUGUGGGUGAUGAGGGAAAGCUCUUAGCGGCAGCUCGGUCCUUUUUCUUUUCUUUUCUUUUUCUUCUUGUGGCUUGAAAUUAUGAGAUGCAGAGAUCCAGGGCAAAAAUGUGGGAAGAAUCACCUCUUAUUUGUGCCCCCCUUCUGCUUCAUAGACCUCUUUCCCUUCCUCCUCUUCUUCCCCCAGCACCUCCCCAAUCCUGUGGGGCGAGAACAAUCUUUUAUUUUGUACUUUUAAAUUUUUGUGGUUUUUUUUUUCCUCCUUCCUCCAAGAUGAUCCUCUGUUUUAAAGAAGAAGAAAAAAAAAAAAUACAUCAAACCCAGGAGGAUGUAAAUAGUUGUACAAAUUUCUAAACCUGUUUAUUUUCUAUGCACUUUUUUUAUUUAAGAUGCUCAGUCAACUCAGACGGAAAAGGGUUGGAUUCUUGUUGGUAUAAUUUUAAAUAAAAAGCAAUUUUGACACAA
Molecule: messenger RNA, 9091 nt
Organism: Pantherophis guttatus
Lineage: Eukaryota; Metazoa; Chordata; Lepidosauria; Squamata; Colubridae
Gene: KMT2B
Product: lysine methyltransferase 2B
Biological process (GO): positive regulation of DNA-templated transcription
Cellular component (GO): histone methyltransferase complex; nucleus
Molecular function (GO): zinc ion binding; histone H3K4 methyltransferase activity; DNA binding
Source: RefSeq, a predicted model, not a curated record